AGGAGGAGAAGAGAUGGAAAAUGGGAAUGGAGAAGGAAAGGGGGAGUUCAUAAACCAGAACAAUACUGACUUCUUCCUUGAUUCCAUGUCAAUGCUCUCUUCUCUCCCUCCUUGCUGGGACUCAUCUCUUCCUCCUCCUCCUCCUCCUCCUGCACCGCACUCUCUCUUCCACGCUCUCACCGUGGACGCCUCCUUCCCCGACCAGUUCCAUCACCCUCAGGAGUCAGGUGGUCCAAAAAUUGGUAGCCAAGAUGGAUUGACGGCACAAGGGACAGUCUCGACAACGAGCGCACCUGUGGUUCGUCAAAAGCCAAGGGUGCGAGCCAGGAGAGGCCAAGCCACCGAUCCUCACAGCAUCGCUGAGCGGCUGAGAAGGGAACGCAUUGCUGAGCGUAUGAAGUCUCUCCAAGAACUAGUUCCCAACACCAACAAGACGGAUAAAGCAUCAAUGCUGGACGAGAUCAUCGAGUAUGUUAGAUUCCUUCAGCUUCAAGUCAAGGUACUAAGCAUGAGUAGAUUGGGAGGUGCAGGGGCAGUUGGUCCACGCCUCAAUGGUCUCACCUCUGACGUAGGAGGAAGGCUCAACGCACUCUCAACAGGACCGUGCAAUGGCGUAAAAGGGAAUGGAAACGCAACAGGAUCAUCCAACGAGAGCCUAAGGACAACGGAACAGAGGGUUGCAAAGCUGAUGGAAGAAGACAUGGGAUCAGCAAUGCAGUACCUUCAAGGGAAAGGGCUUUGUCUAAUGCCCAUCUCUCUCGCAACUGCAAUAUCAUCUACAUCUACUCACUCUCGUGGAGCUCUCUUCAACCCCAACUCCAAUACUGCCGUAGCAGCUGAGGAUGCAAAUGUAGCAGUAGCAGCCGCUGCAGCUGCACCUGAAGCUUCCUCUACUAUGGAUGAUGUAUCUGCCUCCAAGGCCUGA
Molecule: messenger RNA, 925 nt
Organism: Eutrema salsugineum
Lineage: Eukaryota; Viridiplantae; Streptophyta; Magnoliopsida; Brassicales; Brassicaceae
Product: transcription factor bHLH82
Exons: 5
Coding region: 14-925 (303 amino acids)
Biological process (GO): regulation of transcription by RNA polymerase II
Cellular component (GO): nucleus
Molecular function (GO): DNA-binding transcription factor activity, RNA polymerase II-specific; RNA polymerase II cis-regulatory region sequence-specific DNA binding; protein dimerization activity
Source: RefSeq, a predicted model, not a curated record